UACUUUGCUGCAGCGGCCUUUGUACUCUGCACAAAUGUGAUUGGGAAGCAAGCUCUUGAAGCUAGAUUUAUUACUAAAGAUGACUUCGAUGAUGGUGUUGGUUAUGUCUAUCAGAUCAAUGACAGCAUUUUUGGUUCAUUCGGUUGUGUGCUUGAGAACUCGCAUCUGGAAUGCAUCCCUCUAGAAGACGUCGCUGAUGCCCCACAGCACUUCGGCACUGUGUUGGGCGCUUCACUUCAACCUGGCGAUGUCGCCCAAUCGUUGAUUCGUUGCCGUCAACUUCGUGUUGGUGAUUGGCUACUCUGGAGAGAUGCUGGAGCGUAUACGAUGCCGCUCGAUGCCGAACAUGCGGUACCGCCGGUGUAUUAUUUCGCCGGCGUUGAUAAGGAGCGUAUUAUUGGAAUUCACAACAAAGCGACUGGAGGCGCUUAUGCCACCAGCGCUGACGCUAACAGCUCGGAUUCGAUGGACUCGGCAUCUGAUGGAGCGAGUGACGUUGAGAGUCUCGAUGACGACAACGAAGACCUCACCGAGUGCUUUGACCGCGUGUUUUACUACUCGCAGUGAGC
Messenger RNA from Cylicostephanus goldi, 569 nucleotides. The record is from the annotation of a GenBank genome assembly. NCBI's taxonomy places the organism in Eukaryota, Metazoa, Nematoda, Chromadorea, Rhabditida, Strongylidae.